Messenger RNA from Dipodomys spectabilis (banner-tailed kangaroo rat), 1965 nucleotides. RefSeq names its product RUN domain containing 1 (gene Rundc1). The transcript is spliced from 5 exons. The record is from RefSeq and is a predicted model, not a curated record. NCBI's taxonomy places the organism in Eukaryota, Metazoa, Chordata, Mammalia, Rodentia, Heteromyidae. The coding region runs from base 63 to 1907 and encodes 614 amino acids.
CUUGGCGCCGUUGCCAUGGCAGCAAAGGGGCGCGGCUGACGUGCGCCGGCGUUUCCGGAAAGAUGGCGGCUGUGGAAGCAGCUGUGGAACCGGUAACAGUGGUGGCGAAAACAGGGCCGAAGACGAAGGACGAAGAGGAGGAGGAGGAAGAUGAGUCGCUGCCACCUUGCGAGGCGGUGCGCUGGGCCCCGGUGGGGGCGGUGGCGGAGGCUGGGCCUGGGGCGGCUGCGUUUUCGGAAGAAACCGUUGCGGAAGAUCCGGUCGCGACCGCGGGAUCCCCUCCGGAUUCGCCCAGCCAGACGCUGCGGCGGCUGCGGGCCGAGCGGCGGCGGCUGGACUCGGCUCUGCUCGCGCUGUCCUCUCACUUCGCGCAGGUGCAGUUCCGCCUGCGCCAGGUGGUGCGCGGGGCGCCGGCAGAGCAGCAGCGCCUCCUGCGCGAGCUGGAAGACUUCGCCUUCCGCGGCUGCCCUCACGUCCUGGGUUACGAGGGGCCUGACGACCCCGCGGGCGAGGAGGACGACGGGCUGCGGGGGUACCGGCCGCGGCUGCGGGGCGAGAACCAGAGUGAGCAGGAAAAACAGGAGCGUCUGGAAACCCAAAGAGAGAAGCAGAAGGAACUGAUCUUGCAGCUCAAGACCCAGCUAGAUGAUCUGGAAACAUUUGCCUAUCAGGAGGGCAGUUAUGACUCCUUGCCACAAUCCAUGGUCUUGGAAAGACAGCGGGUGAUCAUAGAUGAAUUAAUAAAGAAAUUGGACAUGAAUCUGAAUGAAGAUAUCAGUUCCCUGUCCACUGAAGAGCUUUGUCAACGUGUGGAUGCAGCAGUGGCUCAAAUUGUCAACCCAGCCCGAGUGAAAGAACAAUUGGUUGAGCAACUGAAAACUCAGAUUCGAGAUCUUGAGAUGUUCAUCAGUUUCAUCCAAGAUGAAGUAGGAAGUCCCUUGCAGACAGGAGGUGGACAAUGUGAGUGCAAAACUGAUGGAAAGACAGGAAAUGGCUCUACCAGCACAGGCAGUAAUCGGAUGCCUCCAGGAAACAGCAAAAUGAAGGCAGAAGAUGUGAAGAGAGUCCGGGAGAGAGGGCUCCACCUGAUGCGGCGAGCACUGGCUGUGCUCCAGAUCUUUGCUGUUAGCCAGUUUGGUUGUACCACAGGCCAGAUCCCUCAAACCCUGUGGCAAAGGGGCCAAGCAGACAGAGACUAUGCUCCCUUACUGAAGAGGCUAGAGGUAUCUGUAGACAGAGUGAAGCAGCUAGCCCUGAGACACCAGCCACACCACUGUGUCAUCACUUCUGCCAACCUUCAAGAUCUCUCUCUGGGAGGCAAGGACGAGCUGACCAUGGUGGUACGGAAAGAGCUGACCAUGGCUGUGAGAGACCUGCUGGCCCAUGGACUGUAUGCCUCCUCUCCUGGGAUGAGCCUUGUCAUGGCUCCCAUUGCCUGCUUAUUGCCAUCCUUCUCCUCUGCCCCUGAGACCAUGCACCCCUGGGAGCUCUUUGUAAAGUACUACCAUGCUAAGAAUGGUCGAGCUUAUGUGGAAUCCCCAUCACAGAAGUUGUCCCAGUCCUUCGCCCUGCCUGUUACGGGUGGCACUGUUGUAACCCCCAAACAGAGCCUACUGACAGCCAUCCACAUGGUUCUGACAGAGCAUGACCCUUUCAAGCGCAGUGCAGACUCUGAGCUGAAGGCCUUGGUGUGCAUGGCACUGAAUGAGCAACGUCUUGUGUCCUGGGUAAACCUUAUCUGCAAGUCUGGGUCACUCAUCGAGCCCCACUACCAGCCCUGGAGCUACAUGGCCCACACAGGCUUUGAGAGUGCUCUCAACCUGCUCAGUCGCCUCAGCAGCCUCAAGUUCAGCCUCCCUGUAGACUUGGCUGUGCGCCAGCUUAAGAACAUCAAAGAUGCCUUUUGAUGAGAAUGUUCUGGCCUUCAACACCUUGCUUUGUAGGAAGAGGUGUGCUAGUGUUCUA